AUGAAGGCCUCUAUCAUCGCUGGUCUCUCCCUUCUGGGAGCGGCCAUGGCUGCCGAUGUCCCCUCUAUUGAGAUUAAGGGCAAAAAGUUCUUCUACUCCAACAACGGCACCGAAUUCUUCAUCCGUGGUGUUGCCUAUCAACCCAACUUCACUGGUCGCAACGGUGCUUCCGGCAAGGACUCAUACACCGACCCGCUGGCCAUCGACAGCUGCAAGCGCGAUAUUCCCUACCUGACCCAAUUGCGUACCAAUGUUGUCCGUACCUACGCCGUCGACCCCAGCAAGGACCACGAUGAGUGUAUGACCGCCCUCGCCGAUGCCGGUAUCUACCUCAUCACCGAUCUGUCCUCGCCCAGUGAAUCCAUCGAAUCCGACGACCCUACCUGGAACUCGGAUCUCUUCACUCGUUACUCCCAGGUCGUCGAUGCCUUCGCUAAGUACCCUAACGUCAUCGGCUUCUUCGCCGGAAACGAAGUCGCCAACAAGGUCAACAACACCAACUCCAUGGCAUACGUCAAGGCCGCCGUCCGCGACAUGAAGUCCUACAUCAAGCAAAAGGAUUACCGCAGCUCCCUCGCCGUCGGUUACGCCACUGAUGACGAUGCCACCGUCCGUGAAGCCGUCUCCAACUACCUGAUCUGCGACGAAGCCGCCGACUCCAUCGACUUCUUCGGCUACAACAUCUACGAGUGGUGCGGCGACUCCACCUUCAAGGAAUCCGGCUACGAGGAGCGCACCAAGGAAUUCAAAGACUACCCCGUCCCCGCCUUCUUCUCCGAGUACGGCUGCAACGAGGUCCGUCCCCGCAAGUUCACCGACGUCCCCGUCCUGUACAGCGACAAGAUGACCGACGUCUGGUCGGGCGGUAUCGUCUACAUGUACUACGAAGAAGCCAACAAAUACGGUCUCGUCUCCGUCGACGGCGACGACGUCAAGACUCUCCCGGACUUCAGCAACCUCUCCAAGCAAAUGGCCUCGGCAACCCCGACUGGCGUGGAAUCCGCCAAAUACAGCGCCUCCACCACGCAAGCUGCCCCCUCGCCCAACGCUGACCUCUGCGAGUGCAUGGUCAACUCCCUCGAAUGUGUCCCCAACUCCGAUAUCACCGACAAGGAAGUCGGAACGACCUUCAGCUACCUCGGCGGCGAGGACGGUGUCAUGAACGGUGUCAAGCACAACUCGACUUCCGGUACCUACGGUGCUUACUCCAUGUGCUCGGCUAAGCAGCGUCUGGCCUGGGCUAUGAACGCCUACUACCAGAAGAACAAGGGCAAGGCUGGUAGCGAGGCUUGUGGAUUCGAUGGUGUCGCUAAGACUAAGAAGUCUACCUCUGCCUCUGGCUCCUGUGCUACUCAGAUGAGUGCUGCAGGCUCGGCUGGUACUGGUGCUGUCAGCGGUGGUCUUGCUGCUAGCACUGGUGCUGGUGCUUCUGGCUCUGCUUCUGCUGGUGGUGCUACCUCCUCUGGUAUUGCUGCUGGUACUGUUCCCCAGGCGGUGAACAUCGGUGUCUGGCAGGCUGGUGCUUAUGCCGUCGCUGCUGUUGCCUCUGGUGUCUUCAUGAUCAUGCUGUAA
Penicillium verrucosum is the source of this 1572-nucleotide messenger RNA. Its product is annotated as glycoside hydrolase family 72 protein. Lineage: Eukaryota; Fungi; Ascomycota; Eurotiomycetes; Eurotiales; Aspergillaceae. Gene Ontology annotation, cellular component: cytoplasm; fungal-type cell wall. Gene Ontology annotation, biological process: fungal-type cell wall (1->3)-beta-D-glucan biosynthetic process. The coding region runs from base 1 to 1572 and encodes 523 amino acids. The transcript is spliced from 2 exons. Gene Ontology annotation, molecular function: 1,3-beta-glucanosyltransferase activity. The record is from RefSeq and is a predicted model, not a curated record.